Molecule: messenger RNA, 1922 nt
Organism: Oncorhynchus mykiss (rainbow trout)
Lineage: Eukaryota; Metazoa; Chordata; Actinopteri; Salmoniformes; Salmonidae
Source: RefSeq, a predicted model, not a curated record
CCCUGUCACACACUCGCCCUACCCUGUAGGCUACAGAACACCUGUGAAGCUACACCAACUCCAGCAUAGACCCAUUGACGUGUGAGGCUCAGAGCCCACCUGGAGUGUGUUCUACUGGAUAGACCUGAAACACAGGGGAGGGAGGUGCUGGGAUUGUCCUGGGUUGGUCGUACACACACACAGGAGGGGUGUUCUUUCCUUCACCAGUCACUGCCACAAGGAUCCAUGGUCUCUCUGAGGAGGGGAACUGUCUGCACUCAUGGAGAAACAAGGAGGGAAUGGAUGUAAACGUCAAGUCGUGGUCGAGAGCCCUGUACGACCACUGCGGUCUCUGGUGCGGCCGUGUUUCAUCUUCCUCCUCUUCCUGUCCACGGUCAUCGUGAUCAUCCUCUUAGGUUUUCCUGACAGAUUCUCCCAGACAGACUGGUGGAAAAACCUAUCACUGUACACAUACUACCAUAGAUGGACCAACCCCGACCGCCACCGUGGACCAUCCCCAACCACCAUUCCCCCAACCACAGUACCAGCCCCACCCUCAGCCACCAUACGUCCGCUACCAACCAAUCACUACCACUUUGGCUACCCUCGUAACUACCACUUCAUCGUAGACGAACCGGACAAGUGUAAUACCCAGACCCCGUUCCUGGUGCUGAUAGUCCCCGUGGCGCCCGGUAACCUGGCCGCCAGGGACGCCAUCCGCAGGACGUGGGGUAAUGAGACCCUGGUGCAGGGGAAGAAGGUACAGACGCUAUUCAUGCUAGGACUUCCUGGAGGACUAGGUGCCCAGGAGCUGCAGGAGAAGGUGAACCAGGAGAGCCAAGUGCAUCAUGAUCUACUCCAGAGCAACUUCCUGGACUCUUACCUCAACCUCACCAUUAAGACCAUGGUGAUUAUGGACUGGCUGGCCACCCACUGCACCAAUGCCACCUACGCCAUGAAGAUCGACUCAGACAUGUUCCUCAACGUAGAGAACCUGAUGACUAUGUUGCUGAGACCGGACGUCCCCAAGGUGAACUACCUGACAGGGAUGCUGAUGUGGGAUCGCCCGGUCAUCCGGAACCCCAACUCCAAAUGGUAUGUUCCGGUGGAGAUGUUAGCCGACAACCGAUACCCGACCUACACACUUGGUAUGGGAUACGUGUUCUCCAACGACCUGCCGGAGAGGUUCGUGGCGGUAUCCAAGGACAUCAAGCUUUUUAAUAUAGAAGACGCCUAUGUUGGCGCCUGUAUGAAGAAACUGGGCCUCUCGCCCACAAACUCACCAGAUCCUUGGCAAUGGAAGGCCUAUCUCGGCAAGUACAAUCGCUGUGAAUUUUCCAAAGUCAUCACCUAUAUUUUGAGCCGCCCGUCCCAGAUAGUGGACUACUGGAUGGACCUGAAGAAGACACCUGGUCCACCCUGUCCCUAGACACUGAUCUAGUGUCCAUUUGGUAUUUUUCAUCCUAAUGGUCGAGUCUAAGUCUUUAGGUAGCCAAACAGAUAUAUAUACCUGUAUAUAUCGAUGAAAAAAACACAGCUGUAGCUCUGCCACCUUCCGCCUCAGAUGUGGAAGGCUGACAUCGGCGCAUGUGGUGGAUUGAGAUGCAGCCCAUGCAAUAAAACAGAUAUCUCUAGCUUAAACAGACCGUUUCUGAUGGGAAUUUUUAUGUUACGCUUAUUCAAUUUCCGCGUGGACAUUGAAUCUGGUACUAGUACUAAGUUUCACGGACUCUAUCAGUGUCCGAGGGGCAGGUAGCUGAGCGGCUAGUGUUGUGCCAGUAACUGAAAGGUUGCUAGUUCAAAUCCCCUAACAGACAAGGUGAAAAAUAUCUGUCGAUGUGCCCUUGAGCAAUGCACUUAACCCUAAUUUCUUCAAUGUUGAUAAUGACUGACCUUGGCUGUAACCCCAUUCUUGGGGGGAGUUGAGAUAUGCAAAAAAAAAA